Mercenaria mercenaria is the source of this 3490-nucleotide messenger RNA. Its product is annotated as acetylcholinesterase-like. The coding region runs from base 38 to 1822 and encodes 594 amino acids. Lineage: Eukaryota; Metazoa; Mollusca; Bivalvia; Venerida; Veneridae. The record is from RefSeq and is a predicted model, not a curated record. The transcript has 2 exons.
UUACAUGUAUAGACAGAUAUAAAUGUAGUUGUGAAAAAUGAUGAAUUUAAAAGGCUUUGUGAUUUUAAUGUGUACAUGUAUUUCGUUUGUUAAAUUGAAUUAUAUCGAGACAAAAACCAAUAUAGGUAUAAUAUAUGGUCUAUUAGAGGAUGUAGAAGUCUUCGGAAAGAACUUUCUAAUAUCUAAAUAUUUCGGAAUUCCUUACGCUAAGCCACCGAUUGGGGAUUUACGAUUUAUGAAACCAGUUCCAACAGCCAAGCUUGUGGAACCUCUAUAUGCAACUGAUCAUCGUGAUGCAUGUUUUCAGUACAACGUUGGUUUACAACCUAAAGGAAAUAUAUCGUACUCGGAGGACUGCCUUUACCUUAACAUUUAUGCUCCUGUAAUCAAAGGUGAAAAAGCCGAAAAACUGGCAGUUAUGAUCUGGAUUCAUGGUGGUGGUUUUGUGGUUGGAUCUGCCGACCCGUACCUUGGAGAUCAUCUCGCUGCAUUCGGCAGAGUUAUUGUGGUUACAAUAAACUAUAGAUUGUCUCUGUGGGGAUUUUUUAGCUCAGGUGAUGACAUUGUACCCGGAAAUAGUGGGCUCUGGGAUCAACAUACAGCUAUUAAGUGGGUUCAUGAAAAUAUAGAAGCAUUUGGGGGAGACCCAGAAAAGAUCACGCUGUUUGGAGAGUCUUCCGGUGCUGGAAGUGUGAUGUUGCAAGGACUUUAUUCAGGAAACAAAGGUUUUAUUCACCGGAUGAUAGCACAAUCCGGCAGUGUUGGAUCAUGGUGGAGUACUGAUACCAUAGACAAACGAAAAGAGUCGACUUCGAAAUUGAUUAAACUUACAGGAUGCGAGGUAACGCCUACAAAGAGUAUGGUUAAAUGCCUUCAAUCUAUUCCAGGACAAAAGUUACUAGAUAUUAUAGAAAACCGAGAAAAUGGAUUUAAAGCUCUACCAGUCCCUUUCAUUCCAAUGGUAGAUAAUGACUUCAUAAAAGUUUCAAAAGAAAAUAUAUUUAGAGCUGAUAGUGCAUUCCCAAAGGAAGACAGUGACUUUUUCCUUUCUCUAGAUUUGAUGAUGGGUAUGAACAACGGUGAUGGAAGUGGUGCGAUUGGGCCGUUAUAUGGUUUUAAAGAUCCAGAAACAUUUCUACCAAAUAGAACAACCUUUGAAAGGUGUGUCUCUUCUUUGAUAAACCGUCUAUACCCAGGUCUUGAAGACAGUAUUUUACAUGAUGCCAUUAUUGCAGAAUACACAAACUGGCAGAACCCCUUUGAUAGUUAUCAGAUACGUGAGGAAAUAAUGUCAAUGCAUUCGGAUUCAACGUACACUGGUCCGAUGCAUCGUGCGUUGAAUUACCAUUCAAAAUCAGCAAAAGGAAAUUAUAUGUAUUAUUUUGACGACUUUACGUCUAACCAUUUAUUUUGUAAAAUAUCUUGGUUUAAGAAGAUGAGUCAUGGAGCAGAAAUUCCACUCAUAUUUGGAUACAAAAAUUCGGACAAAUUGACAGACUGGCAGUUUUACCCAUCGUCGUGGGAAAGAGAAUUUUCAAAGAGAGUCAUGACACUCUGGUCCAAUUUUGCAAAAACAGGAAAUCCGAAUCUUCCAGAUGAAGAGGGUCUUGACUGGUUAAAGUAUACAAAAAUACAUCAGCACUAUCUGCAAAUAUCUCGCGAUAUGACGUCAUCAAAUGUGAAGCAACGUCUGAAUGCACGUAGGGCCAACUUCUGGGCGCACUUCAUUCCAGAAUUGGUGAAGUCAGCGAAUUGUGUUCUCACUAAAGGUUUAGGGAGUAAGACAAAUUCUUGUCAAAGGGAUGAGCCCUGUCCGCCAUAAAUGUCCGUUUCAUCAUAUACACUGCUUCAGGUCACGAUUGCUUGUAUAUUUCCAUGCUAAGGGAUAUCUGUCAAAUGAAGAAAUAGUUAUAACAAUAUGAUGCAUAAUUUAACUAAGCAGUAUGUGGAGGAUUUUUGUAGUUGUUCGUUUUAAAGAAUGACGGCCUUAUAAUGUGAUUUACAGAAUUCUAUCAUGAAGACACAUUAGCAGAAAGAAACGAAAUAAAUGCUUGAAUAAUAGUCAAAAGAUCUAAUGUUAUGUAAACCUGUAAAAGAGACAAGAACGGACUACAUUUAUUUUGAUAGUUUGUCAGUGGAAAUAGAGAAUAUUAGGUUACUUUCUUGCUGAACUUAAGCUUAUCCAGCAAGUCGAAGAAAGAUUUAUCCAUCCCGAGGUACUGCCGAGGGUUGAUGAACUUUUCGAGAUAGAUACACUUAAUUUCGGAAAGACAGUAACCUCAUAUUUCAUUUAAUCUGCUAGCAACAAAAUAUUUGUAUUUUACAGUCUAAUCAGUCUACAUAUGUACAUUUGCUAGUUUUUCAACAUCACAAACUAAGAAAUGUACCGGACAAACUAGAAAACGUACAUAACAAUCUGUUUUAUCUACAUGACAAAUUACUAUUUGUACCGAAUACAGUGGAAAAUGCACAUGAAGAACUAUCAGUUGGACACCGCACAAAACAAACUAAGAAAUGUAUUGGACAAACUGGUAAAUGUACAUAACUAACUGUUUUAUCUACAUGAUAAAUUAUUAUUUGUACAGAAUAUAGUGGAAAAUGCACAUGACGAACUAUCAAUUUGACAGCGCAAACUAGCGAAUGCACAAAGCACACUAAGAAAUGUACCGGACACACUAGUAAAUGUACAUAACAAACUGUUUUAUCUACAAGACAAAUUAUAAUUUGUACCGAAUAUAUUCGGCAAUGCACAUGACGAAGUAAUAAUCAUCAUGUCAGGACGGUCUAGGCGUUCCAUAAUUAAGUGUAAAGUUUCACUUUAUGUCAUAUGCUGUAGUAUAUGCAGUUGAUAUUGCACCGUUGAUUGUUGCGUUACUGGUCGGUUGGAUAAGUUUGAUUUUAAACAGGAAAUAUCAAUAAAACUUUACGUAAUCCAUUUAAUAUUUGUAAAUUUAAUAGAUUCGAGAAGCUGUUAACCUCAUCAACCUCAUCUUAAAAAGAUAAGCGCCUUAUCAACACACCGUGGGAGAUUUCCUCUUUCGUGCGUGUACAACAUGACAUGUACACAAAAAGUCAUGCGACUGAAACCUUAACAAUUAUGUAGCAUGACGAAUUGCAAAUAAUAAACAUGUCUAAAUCUGAUUUUAAUAUGCAUAUCGGUAAUUAGAAGCAUCAGAAAUGAAACCCAUUUGAUAUAUUGUACAUGUAGCAGGAUAAGACUGUAGACUACAAUAUACGUUAUUCUGAAAAUUCAAUUUUAAAUUAGCUAACACAGCUUUUAUUACAUGAUAAGAUAGGGAAAUGGCAACUACACAUCAGUCAAAAUUAUUGUCUGAAAGAUUUUUUUUUAAAAAUGUCAGGACAAUAGCUUUCAAAAGUUGUAAGAGGAAUUUUUCUUUUUUUUUUCAAAUUUAAAUUGUCUCCUUUUUAUUUUACUUCCUGGCAAUGAUAAUGCACCAAUUUAGAGGAAUUAAUAAAAUUUUAAACCUCA